Messenger RNA from Notolabrus celidotus (New Zealand spotty), 1835 nucleotides. RefSeq lists its product as uncharacterized. Bases 121 to 1452 code for a protein of 443 amino acids. Lineage: Eukaryota; Metazoa; Chordata; Actinopteri; Labriformes; Labridae. Gene Ontology annotation, cellular component: nucleus. Gene Ontology annotation, molecular function: DNA binding; zinc ion binding. The transcript is spliced from 11 exons. The record is from RefSeq and is a predicted model, not a curated record.
AUGCUGCCACCUGUCGGCGACUCUCAGUAUGUGUUAUCCAGCUAUUUGUGACCAUUGAGUUAGCUUCUCCCUCGCCUUCCUCGUAUGCUAACCUGUCUGCAUCGAUAAAACAACCUUAAAAUGAAUCCUCAGAAUAAUAAUGUCCCUUUACAGCCUUCAGCAACAAUGCCAUCAAAACGCCAAAGGAAGAGGAACCAGCAGAACAGAAUUCCCUUUGGCUACAAAGAAGCUAUGAAGUUCAUCUCAGUGAAGCUGUCACACUACACAAAGAGAAUGCAAUCUGAUAUAGAGCAAGAGGAGGAGACAUCUGAGGGACCGACUGAUUUUAAAUGGAGGUCUUCAUUUAAAGCUGUAGAUAAAUCAGAAGAGGGCCCCUCUGUGGAGAAUACCGCAGCCAGUGCAAAUAGGGAUGAGCUGUAUAAUCCUUUUGAACCUGCCUCAUCAGACUCUGAGCCUGAGAUCCCCCAGCACGAAGAGCAGAAUCAGUCCAAUCCUGUCCAGGACCUGGAAAGUCAAAGUUUGUCUCCAAAUCAAAGCUGCAGUGAACAAAGCCACUGGGACUCAUCUGUCUUGAGGCCUGGGAGCCGACCCCUUGACAGUCUUGACUUUGAAAAUCAAGGUCUCAGUCCAGGUCAUAGACUGACUGAUCAGGGGGAUUAUAGUCCAGAAACUGAAUUACUUAACCAAGCAGGCUUUGACCCCAUAAGCAGACCUGUGGACCACCAAGUCUGCAGCCCUGAAAGGGUUAUUCCCAGCUCCUCCACUCAACUAUUUCCUCCAUCUUAUGGAGGACAGAGGACCAAUGGAGAGGGGAGGAUGGCAGUCCCAGAGUACAGGAGAGAGGUGUCACCAUUAAGACAGAUGACCACUGUAAGAUUAUCACCUCCCCGGUUAAAACGAGACUAUCCGCAACAUUUGGGGUACAAUGAAACAGAACUGGACCAAAUCCCACCUCCCAACAAGGUGACAAGACUCUGUGGCAAAAAUGUCAUAAUGGACAAGACCCCCAUCUACUGUGACCUUUGUGAUGUCGAGUUAGCGAAUGGUCAGGAGCUGGAAGAUCACCUGGAAAGCAAGGGUCACUGGGGCACCAUGGAGCACAUCCAGCAACACAAUAACUACGAUGAUGUCAUAUUAGCCUUCCUGCAGGACUUCAUGAUGUAUAAAAGCCAUCAGUGUAGUCGCGCCAUAGAGGAUUGUGCCCUUCCAGCUCUGCAGGAGAAUGACCACAUGACAAAGAUUGAACUCUUCAACUGUGCCGCCUGCAAAGUGUUCGUGUCCACAUCGGCGGCCUCAGUGCAGACUCACAUAACCUCUCAGGAACACCUUGAUAACACAAAGGAGUUUGAAUCGCAGCAGAGACGUGUUUGCCUUGACAAAGCAGAAACCAUGAUGAAUGAGCUGAAGCCUCAGUUUGAACACUUCUUGAAGGGGGGAAGCACAUCCGAAUGACGGAAGUAAUAGCCUCCAAUGUCCCGUCAACACUGAGAUCCAGCUCAGCUUCAGACGAAGAUCCUCCGAUUUGAAUUGCCUUCUUCACAUCAACAGCAGUGCACCUCUCGUAUAUAGAGAACACACACUGAUCCUGUCAUUCAUGAGUUGUCUGAAUACAUGGAAGCAUUUCUAAGUUGUUUUUGUCCACACAGCAUGCAUUUUGUAGCAUCAAUCUUUCUCAGUUCACAUUCUGUUUGUAUUUAUGUUCGCUCCAAUACUCCAGAGACUGUCAUCACUUUCCGUCACUUGAAGAAGAUCAAGUUUGUAAUGUAUGUAAACCAGUCAAUCAAUGUUUUUGUAACUUGUGUGCAAAAAGUGAUUGAAAAAAAAAGUCAACUUGC